CCACAUGUGAUAUAAUGUGUGUGGGUUCAGGUGCGGUGCGGCAGUCCCCCCUAAGCGAGAGCAGAAAUGGAAAUAACAGCCCACUCUCUUUCCCAUUUCUCUGCAUCUCCUCGCUUGUUUCGUUCCAAUUCCAAAGCCUCCUCCUCUUCUCUUGUUGCUUCUACUACUGCACUACCUUUUCAGUGCUCCAACAACAUUAAUCUUACACGACAGCCCCAAGUCCAAGCCGUCAGGAUCAAACCGAAGCAGCAACGAACCAUAGGCGUUGGCCCCAUAUGUGCCUCUAACACACAAACUCCUCCUACAGAUGUUUCCGAAAGAUGGCUUCUGGAGCCUGUGGGUGAUGGAGAUACAAGGCAUAUUGGUUUCAAGGUUCAAAUGCCAAAUGCAUUUGAAAUUGCUUCUAAUGUGGUGACUGUUGGCCGCCUUCCUGAGAAAGCUGAUUUAGUGAUUCCAGUUGCAACAGUAUCUGGUUUGCAUGCUCGCAUUCGAAAGACAGAUGGGAACCUCUUGGUAACAGAUUUGGACAGCACCAAUGGGACAUUCAUUGAUGACCAACGGCUGAGACCCGGAGUUGUUGCCACCUUAUCACCUGGAUCUUGUGUUACAUUUGGAAACCGAGUUGGUCCACUAUGUGCCCAAAAAAUACAUCUAACGUGCAAAAUGAAGGCAAUGCAAUUGAAAAAGAAGAAAAUAAGAGGAAUGGGGUUGAGUAUGCUAGGAGAUGAACAUUUGGCUGUGUUUCGCGUCUCAAAGUUAGAUAAUGUAGAAGCUGCAAGCAAUCCAGGUCCCUCUGAAGAUAAAGUAGAGACUGUCAUCCCUGAAGAAAUCCCUACUGAAAACAGUAAAACAGUAUGAGUUGAAAUAAAGUAAUAAACGGUGUCUUCGUAAGAUAUAUAUAGCAAGAAAUAGGUUUCAGUUGGGAAUAGAUCUGGAUCAAAUAAUCUGAAAAGAAGAUUUUACCAUAUUGCAUUGCACUUUGUAGAUUUAUUUAGACUUUC
This is a messenger RNA of Rosa chinensis, 1001 nucleotides long. RefSeq lists its product as uncharacterized. Gene Ontology annotation, molecular function: mRNA binding; protein binding. The transcript has 6 exons. The coding region runs from base 67 to 858 and encodes 263 amino acids. The record is from RefSeq and is a predicted model, not a curated record. NCBI's taxonomy places the organism in Eukaryota, Viridiplantae, Streptophyta, Magnoliopsida, Rosales, Rosaceae.